Toxotes jaculatrix (banded archerfish) is the source of this 13471-nucleotide messenger RNA. RefSeq names its product centrosomal protein 350 (gene cep350). NCBI's taxonomy places the organism in Eukaryota, Metazoa, Chordata, Actinopteri, Toxotidae. Gene Ontology annotation, biological process: microtubule anchoring. The transcript has 38 exons. The record is from RefSeq and is a predicted model, not a curated record. The coding region runs from base 329 to 9973 and encodes 3214 amino acids. Gene Ontology annotation, cellular component: centrosome. Gene Ontology annotation, molecular function: microtubule binding.
GUAACCCGGGAAAGGCAACAUCAGAGGCGGUUAGCGACAUUUCUUUCUAGGAAUCUCACAGCUGACCUGGAUAUUUGGUUGCCUGGACCAUCGCCGAGACGACAACAAUGGAUGAAUGUCGCUAGAAAAAGUUGCUAGCUUACUUGGCACAACUGCGAGCUAACAUUGGUUUGCUAACGUUAGCUCGCUAACGCUAACGUUAGCAAACAGACAGCUGAACGAAACUGAAGAAGUCCGGAGAGGUUAGGAUUGUCUUGUUAUGAGGACAUCAGCAUGAAUAUGAACAUCUAGGCACCUCGGAUUGCUUCCCUAAAGGUGACUGGGAGAGAUGAGGAGCAGCAGGAGGACGGAGGUGUCUCUUAAAAGCUCUGCUCAGCAGCUUACUGAUCACAAUAUUGGCACAGAGCUGACAACUGCAUGGAAAAGUUUGGCUCAGUCCAAAGCUGCUUUGCGGCAUAUAGAAAACCGUCUGGAGGCAACUCCAGGGACAGGGGUUCUCCUGGAGUCAGUCAUGGACCCCCCCAAGGAGAAAUCGUCCAGGACGGUCCGCUGCAGGGAUGGGCAACAAGCUGAUGACGAUGGAGGGUCAUCAAAGCGCAGGGGGCGCAGUCAGCAGAGUCGAGAAAAGAGCAGCUCGCGCAGCCCACUGAGAAAUACUACCCAAGACAGUAAUGUCUGCAGGAACAACAGCGUGGAGUUCAGGGAACCACUGGCCUCAUACAGAGAGGCCACCCCUCCACCGCAUCCAUCCUCUCAGCUGGAGUCCAACAGCCUGCAGUCUGUGCCAGGGUCUUCGUACCCAUCCUCUCUGCCUCCCUCAGAUCCCCUGCUUAGCCAACUGGUCUACCAGAGGGACACCAGGGACAAGCAGACGGACAGGGACGUCGACAGCACACACUCCUCGGCUCUGGAGAGCACCGAGGUCCGCUACCUCAAUGACCAGCCAGCUCUGGACACCCUGAGGACUGUUGGAAACAGGUCACAUCUCACAAGUGUAAGAAACCCUGUAAGGGAGGGGACAGAGGAGGAGCGCACUCCCAAAGCACAACUUGGCAUGGACAGCCAAGAGUCAAGCCCAUGUCUAGUUCCAACCCCAGGCUCCAUACGCAGAGGGGACAACACACCUUCCACUAGCCCUGGCUCUGCUUCCCAGCGCUUGGAGAACCUAAGGCGGCAUCAGCCUGAUGAUAAACUGGAGAAGCUCAAAGAGCGUAUUCGAAGGCAGAGAAAACAUUUGGAGGAGGCUGCAGAAAGGGAGAAGCUGCUGGGUUUUCUGGAACAGCCUAUUAUGGCAGCUGUGGGAAGUAACAGUGCUGCUAUCAGCAACAUGCCCACAGCCAAAAUACGGAAAGUAGCAGCUGCACCACCUGCACCUAUAUACAAAGGUUUCAACAGUACUGAGACAAAGAUCCGGACACCUGACGGCAAAGUUUGGAAGGAAGAGGAUUUUCAUAACCUCAGCAGAGAAAUAUACAGAGACCUGUCACGGCAGUUUGCUGAGAGCACCAGAUCCAGGCAUCAGCAGCAGAGGGAACAGAGAGCAGACAGGUCCAAAGAGAGGAGGCCUUCCAAACCAGUCAGGAAGGUCCACAGAGCUGCCCCUGCCUCUGACCUAAAUGCAAAACCAGUGAUUAGUCCUGCAUCGUGGCGGGACGGCCAGAAGCUGGUAAAGAUGGUACUGGGUCCGGCUGCCAAGCUGUCUAGGGAGGAUGGCGGGCCCCAUUCAUCUGACAGGCUGAGCAGAACAGCUUCCCGUCACCGCUCAAGUUCAGACCCACGCUCAGAAUCAAACCAACGAUCUCGACCUAAAAGCACAGAAAGGCCUCACAGUGGUUUUCGGGGGCAAACGAAAAGCCACUCCACAACCACAUCUACCCCCUCGUCUGCAGCCCAGGACAAGGCACCAAUGGGUGUAAGCACGGACCUGUUGUCAGCAGACAUUCAGGGGAUACUUGAUGACCUUCAGCUGGAAUAUAAAGCAACUGAGAAGGAGGAGCGGACCCGGCAAAGGUCACGGGGUGGGAGCAGUGGUAGGAGAGGGAGAGGGGGAUCAGGGUCAGGAACAAGGACUCCAAUGUCUGCCUGGGGAACUGAUGUGGCCACAGGUAUCUCCUCAAGAGGAUACCGCAGUGCCAGCCCCUCUACGCACCCACCAGAGGUUGCCAACAAGGUUGAUACAGGGCACAAAAAGCGGCACUACGAUGCAGAUACUGUUCGACAGUACAUUGCGCGGCAACAAGAAGAAAGAAAGAGGCGUCAGGCAGAGGAGAAGAGGGCACAGAGGGAGGAGACGGAGAGGAGAAACCAGAGACUGCAGGAACUCUACAGGAAGCAAAGAGAAGCUGCUAAAACAGCGGCCCUACCCAGCGAGGCCCCUGUGGCCCCUGUACAAAAGCGGCUACAGGAGACCUACAACAAACUGCUGCUGGAGGAGGCCCAGCUGGACGAGGAGGCCACACAGACGCACCCUGCUCCUUCUAAUCAGAUGAGACCAAUGUACCAGCCCUCUGGAGAGUCAGACAAAGAGAACAAAAGACUAGAUGCACCACAGAGCCCUUCAAGCAGUGACAGGUCUUUAAAUGAACAUCCACCUCCUCCAUUAUCCAGGAAUGAUCUGGAUGUUGGAGUUGCCACUUUGCUUCAGCCUGGCCGUCUGAGUCCUGCUGUUCGACCUGCAGCUGGUCCCAGCAGCAGUGUGCUAGCUCCCUUUGGUGACCCUCUUCUCUCUCAGCUUCUCAGGCUGGAGACAGCAGUGGCCGCCGGUAACAUCAAACACACCCAGCGGCCUGCUACAGCCCCUUCCAACAGGUCACCUUCCAAAAUGUCCCGCAUUGAGGCCCUCAAGGCCACAGCUGCGUCCCUCUCCAAUCGUAUAGAGAGUGAGGCACGGAAACUUGCUGGGGAAGGGAUCAACUACGGUACGGCAACGUCAAUGGACAAAGAUACUGUUUUGGUUCCUCAGCCCUCUCUGGCUAAUCUUGAUGAUGGAUGCUGGGCAGAAACAGCUGCCAUGGAAAAUAAUGAUGUGGCAUUAAGGAUCCAGAGGAUUUUGACUAGCACAAGUCAUAGUUCCUCUAAUAGCUCAGCUCUUCCAGGAGCAGGCAAUCUGCACACCCUCAGGGGACAAAAAGAAAGCAAGGGUACACACACCAAUUUCACAAAUCCACAAACAACUGCUGGGGAUGUAACAGGGCCCAUUUUUGACAGUUAUACACAAGGAAGGAGGAAGCUAGUUAAUGGCUUCGAGAAGGUAGAAAUAAUGAAUAAAAUGGCACAAAGGAGAGACUACAACGAGGAGGAGAAUCAUGCAGAUUUCCAUGACUCAAGUGCUGGUUCCAUCAGUGAGGGUCCCAUACUGAGUGAGGGGAGUUUUUCAGAGGAUGACACAAGCCCUCCUCAUCCCUCCAGCCGUCAUGUACCCAGACCAGGAGAUCUCCUGGAGGCAGUGGACUACUGUACCGGUCAAAGAAGGGAUUACCAGCGGUUGUCUGACUUCCAGAGGGAGGCAGCAAAAUGCUCAGCCCUCAGCUCCCCAUUUGCUCAGCAGGACAGCAGUAAAGCAGCCUGGGAAGAGCUGAACAAAGGGAGCCCUUUAAGCGUAAUCAACAUUUUCACUAAGAACCUUCAUGGCCAUGUCAAAGUGGGUGAGAGGAACUCUCCCUCUGCCAGUUCUUUUCACUCUGGAAAUAGCCUUGGAGAUGCAGCAGUCUAUGAAGAUGACUUUGUGUCUUCACAUAGCAGCAGAGCCCCUAGCCAGACAAGGAGAGGCUCCAAUUCACCCAGUGUAAACAGUCACUUUGAGGAGCUGAUGAGGAGGUCUCCUUAUGAGAAAAGUACAGGAGGCAUCAAUUCCCACCAUUCAUCCUUUCACUCAUCUGUUCACUCGCCACAUCUUUCCUCUGGUUCAGCAUCUGGCUCGUCACCCCUCUCUAAACACUCUACCAGAAAAAGAGGGACAGCAUCAGACCAGAGUGAUGCCACCCUGGUGGAAGAGCAGAGGGGCUCCUGCUCACCCCACUCAGAGGCACUAUCCUCAGACUCCAGGAAGAGAGGCUCAGACAAAAGCUCUGCCCACAGUCAGGCCAAGAGUGCCCACUCCAGUGACACCUUGGGAGAAACUUCAGUGCAUUCUCACCUAAGUUUGGGGCUGGAUGGUAAGAAGUCUUCAGCGGCCAGGGCCAAACACGCUUCUCCUUCUGGAUCUCCAGAUCUUGGUUCUCCUCGAGAGGCAGACUCUUCCAGUGAGCCUGUAAGAGGUGGCUCUCUGGGGGAAAAUAACAUGAACACACGCACCACAGCUUACAGUAGCAGAGUUGAGACAAGGACCACAGGUGAACUACAGUAUUCACCUGCUGUCCUGCAGCAGCGUAUGGCAGCAGAGCUCCAGUACCUGGAGUCCAUUGAAGAAUCAGUCCGACAGCUGGGCGACGUGGAGAGGCUGAUGGGUGUGACCAUGGCUCAGCAGGAGAGUGCCUCAUUGGCCCAAAUGCUCAAGGCCAAGCACCAGUGCCAUGAGCGUGAGCUCUACGAGCUGAAGAUCAAGGCUGAGAGAGAAGCCCUGGAGACAAAGCUACAGCUGGAGGAAAACCGGCAGAGAGUGGCCAGGGCUCAUAUAGAACUGCAAGAAAAUUUGGCAGCAACUCAAAAAGAGACUUUGGAAGGCCUCCAGGAGGCAACUACUAAGAUGAUGAGCCAACAGGCUGAGGCAGCACGGUACACAGCCGACGCUGCCCGACACAUCAAGGAGAUGACAGAAUUGGCACGGUCGCAGAUAGCAGGAGCGUUGGUUGUCCCCCCAGUUGCCACCGAUUCCUCCAUGUUGGACCAGCAGGAAAAACAGGAGAGCACCUAUACAAAGCAUCAACAGGAUGAAGCUGACUCCGACAGCUUCCAGAGUGAGGUGUUGAGCAGAAGGACCAGACCCGAGGAACCUUUGUCUUCGCUGAACAGCCUCAGUCACUCCCACUCUCUGUCCUUCAGAACACCCAACCUUAGUGGAGCAGACUCUAGCAGCCACCAUAGCCCGUCGUCGCAUGUCUCCUCAGACCACAGAGAGCGGUUGAAAAAAGAAGCAGGAGAGGGAAAAUGGAGGAAUCAGGGAGCUGAGGGGAAGACAGAGAGGGAAGCAGGCAGCAGCUCCAUAGAGGAAGAAGUUAUUACAGCAGCAAAUGAUUCCCUCUGCAGUGACAGCAUCCCCUCUGUGGUGGAUGAGAAAGGAGACAGUACAUCCGUGGCAACAGAGUACUCUCUCAAGUUUGAUGAGUCCAUGACAGAGGACGAGAUAGAAGAGCGAUCUUUCCGCUCUCUGCUGCCAUCUGAGGCACACCGCCGUGGAACUAUGGAGAAAAAGUCCCGCCACCACGAGGAAUCAGAAGAUGAUGGUGCCAGUCACAGCACAACACUGAGUUCAGCAGCACACAACAUCUUGAAGUCUCAAGAUGCAAACAUGGCCUUCUCUAGCGGACAGGACAGCUUUUCCCAGUUCACCAUGGCCAUGGUGCGUCAGUACAUGAAGGAUGAGGAAGUAAGACUGCAGCACCAGAGCUCUUUGCUGCGUCUUCGCCAGAAGGCUCUCAAUGAGAAGACGAGAACUGAGCUGGCCUGGCUCGAGCACCAAAAAAAGAGGCUGAGGGACAAGGGAGAGGAUGACAAAAUGCCACCAAUUAGGAAGAAGCAGAGGGGCCUUCUGAUGAAGCUACAGCAGGAACAGGCUGAGAUCAAGCGACUGCAGGAGGCCAACAAAGCAGCGAGGAAGGAAAGGCAGCUGUUGCUGAAGCAGCAGGAGGAGAUUGAGCGCAUGAGAAACUCUACACUCAGACUGAAGGAGCGUCUCAAGUGUGCUGGGGGUGAAGUACCACCUGAGACCCCUGUGUCAGAAACACCAGUGUCGGAGCCUGCCUCCCCCAACGUGAGACAUGCUGAUGAUAACCGCAGCCCGUCUCCCUCGCUUUCCAUCUCUGGAAGUGAAACUAGCAGCAUCAUGCAGAAGCUUAAGAAGAUGCGCACUCACAUGGAUGAGAAACACUGCUCUCCUGUCCACUACUUCUUCUCUGUGUUCACGGCCCAUCACUGGGCCUCCCUCAGUGUCUGUCUUCCCAACCUCCACCCUAAAUUCCAGCUUUUUAUCUACAACCAGUUGGUCAGGUUCCUGACCAAGCGGGAGCAGCAGCUGAUGCAGAGGCGCCACCAUGCUGAGGAGCUUCUGCAGUGGAAACAGCGGCUGGACCAGGAGGAGGCAGAGGUCCGUAGGAUGGAGAAAGAGGCCCUGGCUGUCUGGGACCGGCAGACGCCCAGGGACAAGGAUCGUGAUGUGUCAGAGAGUCUGAAAAAGGACAUCUCUGACAUUAGCCCUAGUGACCAUCGAAGCUCUGAGCUCAGAACUGACAGUGAGAAAGAGUGUGCGAGUGAGGGCAACCGCUCCUUUGCGACACCUGAGUCCAGUAUACACACAGAGGGAGAGGGGUCCAAGGAACCAGGAAGCCCCUCCUCAGCACACCCUGCGUCAGUCCCUGAAACACCUUUGGCCUCUGUCCAGAGCAGCCCUGCGAAUUACACCCAAGACUUCACUUCAGCUUCACCAUCACCUAGCAGACAAUCUGUCCAGUCUUCUAUAGUCAAAGGCAGCCACAGCCCUGCUGCCUCUCCUUCAGAUGGCAGCAGCAAAACCAAGAUGCAGCUUCGCUCCACCUCCCAGACCAUCAACCUGGCCCGCACUCAGCCAACUGACUCCCCCAUGGCCACACAGACUGAACCCAUUUCAGACCAGAGUGACAUAGAGAGUCGUAUCAAGGCCCUGAAGGAAGAACUCAAGAAACGAAAGUUUAUGGCCUACCAGCUGAAGAAAGAGCAAAAGAAGAGGCACAAGGAGCGCCUGAAGGCAAAGGAGGCCAGCCUGCUAAAGCAGCUGGAGACCUAUAACAACUUCAUUGAGAAAACUAAGGCAGAACUGAACAAGGAGCCAGACUCAACACCUGAUACAAAGUCCCAGAUCAAGGAUUCCACGCCAGUUGCAGAGCAGUCCAGCUUUAAACCACCUUCACAAAGGUUUGAAACCAGCCAAGUCUCUGACGCUGAAAGGAGGCAAAUUGAUGCUUCAGUAGACCACAAUGCCUCUCCUCAAGUUGAUCCCAGUAGAUCCACCUCGAUGCCUGAAUACUUAUCUGAUGACCCACCAACUGUCACUCCAACCCCAGUAUAUGGCAGCCCAGAGUGUCCAGCCUCAGGACUGAGGAGCCUUCAGUCCUCUGUGGAUCUUUUAAAACCUUCCGCCAGGGAAACCAAGCCACAGAUAAAUGAGUCUGGGGAUGGGAGCAUUGUGUCCGAUCAAAGAUCUGAAAUUCAGGAAGAGCUGGAGGUGGAAGUAAGCUCCAGGUUGGAGGAUCAGCACUCUGACCGUCUCCUUAAGCUUGAAAAAGAAGACAAACCGGACUCCUGGGAGAAGCUUUCUACAUCUAAACACGUUUCCUCUUCAGCAAGUGAAGAACAGCAUCCUCCAUCUGAAGCAAAGGAAACAUAUGAAGCAGAGGAUGAUGUGAAACCCACAACUAAGUCACAUUCAGUUCCAGUGGACCUCAAAACCUCACCACAUCCUGGUUACAGCUCUCCAACCAGUGGCCCCUCCUGCUUCCCUGAUUCAGUUGCCUUCUCUUCAAAUAAAGAGACACCCAUAAAGGAUGCUGAAGCCUCCUCUCCCUUGGCAGAUGGCUAUCAUGAUGACUUUGAGUCAUCAGUUGAUUCAUCACCCCGGGAGCAGCAUCAUAGUUCCAGGCCUGAGUCUCAAAUCUCAGUUUCCCCGACUGAAAUCAAGGGUUCAAGAAAGGCCACACCGUAUGACAGCCAAGAUGAGGAGGUAGAGGAGGAAAUAGCUGAGGAGCUGAGUCGCCAUUCUGGCACGAGUGAACCUAGCAACCAAUCUGGAAGAUUGCUAGAACUUCAUAAGAAGACAGAAGACUCCAAACAUGACAGUAAGAGCAUUAAUUCCAGCCACUCGCCACCCAUCUCUCCUUUGCAGACCCCUCUCUCUCCUGUUAUAGAUGAAAUGCCAAGUUUCAAUAUUGGAGAUCGGGUUCUUGUUGGCAGUGUUCAGCCCGGCACUCUGAGAUUCAAAGGCCCGACCAGCUUUGCCAACGGCUUCUGGGCUGGCGUGGAGUUAGACAAGUCUGAAGGAAGCAACAACGGCACAUAUGAUGGAGUGGUAUACUUUGAGUGUGAUGAGUGCCACGGUAUCUUUGCUCCUCCAGACAAAAUCACACACCUCCCAGACAAGUUUGAGGUCUACACAGACACCACAGAGGACGAGGACUCCUUCUUUGAUGAUCUGUCAGAUAAAGGUGGGGAUAAACGUAAAACGGAUGAGGACAAAAACAAUGAAAAACAAGGAAAUCUUAAGAGUAAAAAUGAAGAAUCGUCUCAUAAGGACUUUGGGUCUCAAGAUAAAAAGAUUACAGAUGAUUCUCUUCCCAAGAACCAGACCUCACUGAAGGCCGGACCCCACCUCAAUUCACAGCAUCACAAAGAAUCCAAGCAUCCGAUUUCUAAUGGCAACUGUCGGGACAUAAUGUUGGAAUUUGACGAUGCACCGACCACUCUCCUCAUCUCUGAUAUGGACAAGAUUGGCCUGGGGAAGCAAAGUCAGAAGGAGAUUACAAGCCUUGUUGAGAGAGAAGACGUAGACUCACAACACCAGUUAACUCCUGCUGACCUUACCACAGAUCUCAGGGAUGUUGAGGAAGAAAAGAAGGACACAGAUUUACUGGACACGUUUGCAGACAAGCUCUUCAGCAACUUUGUGAACGACACCUUAAAGCAGUUUGCUGAAAUUAAAAAGGCCAAAGAGCAGAAGAUAGAAGCUGCCAACCAGAUGAAUGGAGACCUGUUUGGGGAAAAUGUAGAAAAGGAGGAGUGGAUCUCUUCAGUGGAACAAAAAGAUGGUCUGCCUUUCUUCCUACCCAUAGAAAAAGAGGAGCUGUCUUCUCCAGAGCUGUGUAACCGACCGGAGAGUCCAGUGUUGGGGGCCAGUGGUCAAGAGGAACUCGCCAAGCGACUAGCAGAGCUGGAACUGAGCCGUGAACUGCUGGAUGAGCUAGGUGACGAUCAGGACUGGUUUGAUGAGGACUUUGGCCUCAGCUCCCGUAGAGAACAGCAGAGACUCAAACAGAAACAGGAAGAGCAAGAGGCGAGGCUGGGAGGAGGAGGCCUGGGGAGGUCUGGCUCAUCAGCCGGAGCUCCUAUGGGGGGGCUGGUCGCAUCACCAGGUGGUGAACAGCAGGUAAAGACUCCACCUAGACCUGAGCUGCCUCUACCCCUGCCUCCUAAACUGCCCGAGCAGCCCGCCAUGGUGGUGCCCCACUCAGCCACAGAGGUGGAGAAGAUGGUCCAUGCUGCAACUCGGGAGAUCUGGGAGAGCUGUGGUCUGGGGGAGGAGGGAGCAGUGACCCUUGCACAAAUGCCAAACCCCAAACCUUCACAAGAGUAUCUGGGUAAAGAGGCCAGCAGCCAGGACCAGGAGGCCCUCGCCAUCCGCAGCUACAGAAAGGGUGUGUAUGACCUGACCUGGGAGAUGCUUCAGGAAAUCUAUGCUGAAGACCCCAACACUGAUCAGCCUCAGUGGGUCAAAACACGGCGAGUCAAGGCCUCCUUCUUCCACAGAGUAAAGACAUCAGGAGACAUCACCAAAGUCCAGGAGUUCAUCACAGCAGAAGUACUGAAAUUGUACGGUCUGACAAAGAAUCAGAGCCAGAAGACUGACUGGCAGAAGAUGCUCAAAUUUGGCAGAAAGAAACGCGACAGAGUCGAUCACAUACUGGUUCAGGAGCUCCAUGAGGAGGAAGCCCAGUGGGUCAACUACGACGAGGAUGAGCUGUUUGUGAAGAUGCAGCUGGCAGACAGUAUCUUUGAUGCAUUGUUGAAGGACACCACAAAUGUGUUGACGCUAAUCUAUGACAAGAGGGCCAAAAGAGACUCCCUCUCCUGACAGUUUCCCUGCUUGGAUUUAAAACUACAACCUCUAGCUCAAUCCCAGUCUGUCCUCACCCCAGUGUGCUCCAGCCAACCUACAACCGCUUGGUCUUCCGCCGGCUGAUGUGCCAAUGGCAACCCUCAGAUGCCUUCAAUCCCAGCAUUACCUCUCAGCUAGACAACUCCUACUUAUGUCUGUAACAUUAAUUUGCUGAAUUUGCUUCAGCUAACUGUCGUGGUUAUACAGUUUGUUUUACACACAAAACACCUCUUGAGCAAUCCUUAAACCUUAACACAAUCUAGUCUCAGUUCUCACCUCCUGGACUGGUCCUUUUGUAGAUGCCAGUUGGAGAAUGAGCAGAUGUUUUGAUAUGAUGGACUGUGCUAUUUGUUAGCAUCCAAAGUCCAUUAAUGCUGCUAAUGCUGAUUGUUCCUUUUGGGGUGUAAAAUAUAAAAUCCACCUGGAACAAGAGUAGGUUGUUAUAUUUUGUUUUGAAUCUUAAAUAUUUGUUUGGAUUCAAUAAUUGUAACAGAAUAGCAGAAAAGAAUAUACAGUGUAGUCUGUAAGUGAUUUGACAGUGACACAUUAUUGUUCUGACUUUUUAAUCCAAAACAUUGAAAUUAAACAAUGACUGUGGGGUUAAAUUCUCAAAUGUUAGCUUUAAUAGAGUUUUUUUUUUACAUCCAUAUUGGGUGGAAGGUGUAGAAACUGUAGCCUUUUAUACAUAGUCCCCCAUUUUAUGGAACUGUAAGCUUGCCUUAAACAAAAACGUUUACAGGGAAUUUUUGCUGUUGGACUGAGAUCAGGUGACUGACUAAGAAAGUCGAACAUGUGGCCCUAAAAACUUGGGGGAUGAUGUAGAAAAAAAUCCAUUACUGUUCACUCAAUAAGGAAAUGAACUCCCUCUCUGAAUCUCAUCACUUUAACUUCAUAAGUAUUAUUGAAUUUCAGAUCCAGUUUGUUGGAGGACAGCUAAAACAAUGAAAAUGUGUCACUCAUUAAAUACUGUCAGACCGCAGUGUUGGAACAUCACUGAGUUCAGAUAUUGUAUGAAACAUUUUGCCUCCUUAAUUAUAUUAUUUAUUGUGUGAAAAUGUUUAAAAAAUGUUUAGAGGAGAAAGGAACAUCGGGAAUUGUAAAUGAUCUUGUCAACAUAUAGAUAAAAGAUAAUUUUAACAUUGUGUAAAGAAAAUCUAAUGAAAUUGUAAAAGCACAAACAGAAAUGUGAAUGUGAAUAUGGCAAUACAUUAUGUAGGAGGUUGAAAGAAUUCUAUUGAAACCAGAAAAAGAACAUGGGGAAAUCUGUUUUAUUAUUUAAAAGUUGUGGUGUUGAGAAUGAAUUGAAACUAUGAUUUUUUUUUUUUUUUUUUUUUUUUUUUUGUGGCCACAACUGUCUGCUCGGUCAACACAAUCACUGUGCCUCACUUCCGUACUAUAUGUUAAUAUUUUGAAGCAUACAAAAAAUCUCAUACAGCUACCAAGGGAAAUACUUCUCCAAUAAUUUGCUUUCUUAUUUUUUUGUGCUGUAAUUGAAACCAUAGCCCUGCAUUAACAGUAGCUCCUCACUUUUUUUUUAUAUUCUGUGUCCAUCAGUGUCACUCUCAAAAAACAAGGAAGUUUUGAAUGCAUGCUGGCAUUCUUAAUAUUUCAUUUGUUUUAGUUUAUAGUAUGCAAGUGGGACACAAAAGACUGGCAGUCGGCUUGACUCGAUAAUUUUUAGAAUCACAUUAUAGGACAGUUCUGAAAUGCUGGAUUUGAGCCUUACUUAUUCUACAGUCCAUUUACUUUCUACGACCUGAGACGACACCUGUGGCUGUCUUGUUUUGUCAUCAGUUGACCUGGAACAAGCUUCUGUAGCUGAACAAACAUUUAGUCUUGUAGCUGCAUGGCUCAAUGCUCCACUUGCUGCUGUGAAGCUUUUGGCUUCACAGCAAUCAACAAGCUCAAACCAGCCAUCAGAAUGUAGCCAGACAGCAGAGGUGUAGUCCUUCUCAAUGUUCAGUUUAAGUGCCUCUUUAAGUUAGUUGUAUCAGACUUUUUUGAUGUCUCGGCAUCCGUUGGACCUAUUUUGUCUGAAAGUCUCUUUUCAACUGCUGUACUACCAUUUUGUAAAUGAUCCUUGAAUGACUGCUCUUCCUUCUAACUGGUUUACCAAUACUUCAGUUUCUGCCUUAUAAAUCUUUCUGUAUCAGAGCAUAGUGUAGUGGAGGAUUUGGUUUUUUUUCCCGCUACCUUUUCAUCUUCCUGUGCCUCAGCUUGAGGAAAUGUUUGUAAUGCUAACAGAAUCGCUGGCUCACUCUAAAGGUUACCUGCUUCUUGUCCGUGUCACCUCCCACAUCUGUGCAAAUAGACACAGUUGAGUCAUUUUAUUGAUAAACUGUAUCAGGAACUGGUUUGCAGGCACUCCACACACACCCACACACACACACACACACACACACACACACACACACACACACACACACACACACACACACACACACACAGCUCCAGCCCACAGGCUGCACAGAAGUGAGUCAUUGAGCUGAUGAGACUGAGCAUGUAGGACUGUAUCCAAGGGCUUAUUUUAGUCCUCACUGUCAGCGCUGCUUUGAUCCAACAAACUGUAUACAAACUCACCGCGACAUGUGUGACAAAGCUUGUUCAUCCUCACUGACUGUUUGGAGCUAAAGUGACCUUAAACUGAGUACUUAAUGUUUUGUUUUGUUUUGUUUUGUUUUGUUUUGGGGUUUUUUUUCUACUGUCAGUGUUUUAACAGUUGCUAAGGUGUAUGUUCAAACUGUAAAUUAUAUAAUGUCAAAAGAAAAAAAAAAAAAAAAAAGACCAAAAACAUUUGAUACCAAUUUCUUGAUGCUGUAUGACUUGUAUGUCUGGUCUGUAGGCAUAUGUAACUGUACUGGUGACUUGAUUAGUACCAUAGAAACAUUUUUCUGCAAGGCUUUAUUGCAAACCCUCUAGGAUUGUCCUUUUGAAUUGAUUGUAUGUGGGAGGAGGUUAAGUUCUCCUCUGUAACUAUGCAGUACUUGAUCUUAUGCAUUGUUUUAUAUGUAUGGACCAAACAGCUUAGAAUUCUGCUGUUGGUCUGUAAAUUAAACAAAUCUUCAAGAAGCUUGAAGUUGUUUGGUUUAGGGUGAAGUUGCUUUUCUUCCCAAGGAAAUGGAGCAACUUUGCCUCUUAAUAAAGUGUGUGGUCUGAUCCUAUUAACCGAAUUACAACGUAGGCACAAAAGAUUUGAUUAUCACAGUAACCCAGUAAGGCUAGAUGUCCAUCUUCAUCUUUUGAAAUGUUUAUGAGUAUUUAUAAUAAUAUGCUGUGAGUGUGCGCUAAGUGCACUUGAAGACUUGUACAAUUCUUUUUCGGGUGUAAAUACUGUCUUUCCAAUCUGACCCCCUGUUACUGUAACCAGAACGAUUGUUGUAAAAUAAACACUGUUUACUUUGCAAAUAUGUACAUAGUAUAUAUUUGUUAACUAAAUGAUCUUUGGAAUUGUAAAUAAAGCUUUCAUUGUUUCUA